Molecule: messenger RNA, 1931 nt
Organism: Myotis lucifugus (little brown bat)
Lineage: Eukaryota; Metazoa; Chordata; Mammalia; Chiroptera; Vespertilionidae
Product: cleavage stimulation factor subunit 2 tau variant-like
Exons: 1
Coding region: 1-1794 (597 amino acids)
Biological process (GO): mRNA 3'-end processing
Cellular component (GO): mRNA cleavage and polyadenylation specificity factor complex
Molecular function (GO): mRNA binding
Source: RefSeq, a predicted model, not a curated record
AUGUCGAGUUUGUCGGUGAGAGACCCAGCCAUGGAUCGAUCGCUGCGUUCAGUGUUCGUGGGGAACAUUCCUUAUGAGGCCACCGAGGAGCAGUUAAAGGGCAUUUUUUCGGAGGUUGGUUCCGUUGUCAGUUUCCGGCUCGUAUACGAUAGAGAGACCGGGAAAUCCAAGGGCUAUGGCUUCUGCGAGUACCAAGACCAGGAGACGGCGCUCAGUGCCAUGCGAAACCUGAAUGGGCGCGAGCUCAGCGGCCGGGCGCUGCGGGUGGACAAUGCUGCCAGUGAAAAGGACAAGGAGGAGUUGAAGAGCUUGGGGCCCGUGGCGCCCAUCAUUGACUCACCCUAUGGGGACCCUAUCGAGCCGGAGGACGCCCCUGAGUCAAUUACCCGAGCAGUCGCUAGUCUCCCCCCGGAGCAGAUGUUGGAGCUGAUGAAGCAGAUGAAGCUCUGUGUCCAAAACAGCCCCCAGGAAGCGCGAACAAUGUUACUUCAGAACCCGCAACUGGCUUAUGCGCUCUUGCAGGUGCAAGUAGCGAUGAAAAUCAUAGACCGAGAGACUGCUCUGAAAAUUCUCCAUCCCAAGAUACCCGUUACACCGCUGAUCGCAGGCAAAUCUCAGCGUGUGUCUGGCCCUGUCGCUGGCCCCGUCGCUGGCCCUAGCCAUGGGCUCUGCCCAGGACCUAAUGUGUUGCUGAACCAGCAAAACCCUCCAGCUCCUCAGCCCCAGCCUUUGGCUAGAAGACCUGUGAAAGACAUCCCUCCUCUGAUGCAGACACCUAUCCAGGGUGGAAUUCCAGCCCCGGGGCCCAUGCCAGCUGCAGUUCCUGGGUCUGGUGCUUUAACUCCUGGUGGAGCUCCGCAGCCCCAACUUGGAAUGCCAAUGGUUGGUCCUGUGCCUUUGGAGCGGGGACAGAUGCAGAUGUCGGAUCCCAGAGCUCCUAUGCCACGUGGACCCAUCACUGCUGGUGGACUACCUCGUCGAGGGUUGUUGGGAGAUGCUCCAAAUGACCUGCGUGGAGGGACUUUGCUUUCAGUCACUCACGCUGGAGAAGUGGAGCCCAGGGGCUAUCUUGGGCCACCUCAUCAGGGCCCCCCCAUGCACCAUGCCCCUGGUCAUGACGGCCGUGGCCCUUCCUCACGUGAGAUGAGGGGAGGGCCAAUCGCUGAUCCCAGAAUGCGAAUUGGAGAGCCCAGAGGACAGAUGAUAGAUCAAAGGGUUCUACCUCUGGAUGGUAGAGGUAGUAGAGACUCUCGAGGGAUGGAGACCCGAGCCAUGGAAACUGAGGUCUUGGAGGCACGAGUGAUGGAGAGAAGAGGAAAGAAGACCUGUGCAAUGGAAGCCAGAGGCUUGGAUGGAAGAGGAAUGGAGAUAUGGGGCCCUGGCCCCAGUUCAAAAGGCCCUAUGACCAGUGGAAUCCAGGGUCCUGGUUGCAUUAAUAUGGGGGCAGGUGGUCCACAGGGACCCAGGCAGGUCCCAAGCAUUUCAGGGGUGGGAAAUCCUGGAGCUAGCAUGCAGGGAGCAGGCAUGCAAGGACCAGGUAUGCAGGGAGGAGGCAUGCAAGGGGCAGGCAUGCAGGGAACAGGCGUACAGGGGGCAACUAAGCAAAGUGGAGGCCAGCCUAGCAGUUUUAGUCCAGGGCAGAGCCAAGGAACUCCACAGGAUCAAGAAAAGGCAGCUUUGAUCAUGCAGGUUCUUCAACUGACUGCAGAUCAAAUUGCCAUGCUGCCUCCUGAGCAAAGGCAGAGUAUCCUGAUCUUAAAGGAACAAAUCCAGAAGUCUACUGGACGUUCUUGAAAUACUUCAUAGUAAUCCCAGAAAGUUUUUUUUUUCCUUUUUCUUUUUCUCUUUUUUUCUUUUUAGCAUGGAGAAUGGGUGCAAAAAGCUGACGCCUGCAUCCCCACAGUUGAAUGAUUAGGGCAGAACCUAAUCUC